UCAUGUCUCUUAAAACAAAUUUCCUCGUUUCCUCUCUCCUCGCUUGGUUUCCUUGCGUCUCUCCUUGCAUCCACAGUGGGAGAAACUAAGACGCAAGUGAGGUAAACGUGGAUGCAAUUUAAGAGACUUGGGAUGCACCCCAGGUGUGCUACCUCUCUGGAUAUUUUGUCCAUUGUGGCAGAUUUUGUCCACACCUCUCUCUGUGAGCUCGAUGUCCCCGACAAGAGUGAAGGUAUUUACGGUACCCAGAAAAAAGUGGCAGAGUGAGACGUCGUCUUUUCCGCCUUUCACCUACCCCGAGUUUGAGGUUCAUAGGUCAAAGGCUAUACACGCUGCUCCACAUGUGUUAUUGUUUUGUUAAUAUAACGUGUAAUGCAGCGAAAUAAGCAGCAGUAAUAUGGGGAAGAAUAAGAAGAACAAAAUGAACGAGUCGGGGAAACAAGCUGUCAAGGCCGGGCAACAACCAAGUGAUAAGAAGCAUAAACGAGAUGGUAAACCCAAGAAAGCCAAAGAAGAAGACCACCUCAAACACAUCCCCUUCAGGCUCCGAGAGAUUAUGAAGAGCAAGGACAGAAUGAAAGCAGGAUCCUUGAAGGCAAAAAAGCUAAAAGAUUCCAUCCUCCCUAAAAGCAAGGCAGAUGAUUCCCAGGAUGGAGACAUACCUGUGCCACAUUUCAGGAGGAGAAAAGAGGAAAGUGAGGGAGCUUACAGGCGGCGCAUGGAUAAUGAGACCAAACAUGUCCUCUUCCUUACCAAGAACCAAGUAGAGAGAAAACCUGAGCUGGAUGCAGACAAACAAGAAAGACCUGCAGACAAGGGCAAGUCGGAGAAGAAGAAGGAGUACGAUAAAGCAAGAAUACAGAAGCAACAGCAGAAAAAGUUGCACAAACAAGAGGCUCGGAUGGAAAAAGAGAUGUUCGUAGAUAAUGUCCCUUUUGGUGAAGUUACAAUGGAACCACCUUCUCUGAGCGCCAAACCCAAGAAAGCUCCGAUCAAAUCUCAGAAGGCAUCAAAGGAGCUGCUUCUCAACACUCUCCUAGGCCACACAAUGACCUCCACAACCAAACCCUCCAUGGCCAGACAGAGAAUCAUGGAGGAGGAGCGGGAGCGAGCAGUGGAGGCCUACCGUCACCUCAAGAAACAGAAACAGCAGCAGCACAACGCUAGGAUCGCUGGUCUGGAAAAACUCAAGAACCUUCAGUGAUGUCUGAUGUCAUGUCACCUUAAGGAAUUAUAUUUUCCUCAAUUACACUCAAGUGUCAGUGACUGUGGGCAGCAGUGUUCAGAAACUGACAUAGAUUGUAUUCGUCAGCAGACUGUAUAUGUGUUGUGUAGCUCUGGAACUGAAAUGCUAGUGGGGGAGCUUACCACAAUGUUGCUUCCUGUUGGGAAAAGCAGCAUACAUUUGCAUCCAUAUGGUGCAGUUUCAGGUGAGUCAUUAACUACAUUCACCUACCACAGUCAUUAUCACAUAUUGAGGUCAGAAGAGAGCAGGACAUUCAAAUGAUUAAUGGUUUUAUAUCUUUUGAAGAAGACAAACUGAUUACUCCAAAAUGAAAUCCUUUUCAGAAAUGUGUUGGUUUCUUUUCUUUGUGACGUUGUCGGAUGUUUACUGGCAAGCAUUCAUUUGUAUAUUCACUCUUCUCAUUGCGUUUUUAGGCUACCACAAUGACAUCAUUUGGGAUGCUGUGGGCAAUAAAAUCACAAUAAAAUCACAAAGGUUAUAUCAAGUCAAAGAUAAACCUCUUGACUGUGUGCUUAGGUCCCACUAGAUGGCAGUCCUCCUGUAGAAAGCUGCUCUCACACUGUUUGGAGAGCUGACAGAACAUGCUGACUGAACUUGUCUUUUGACUUUUAAAAAAUUAAACAUUCAUUUUUGGUGGCACAUUUUGCCAUUUUAUAUAUGUGAGCAAAUGACUGCAGUAUUUUACCAUAUUUAGAUCUGUAUUUGGUAAGUGAAAAUGAGCAAUUUAUAUAUAAAAUGUGUAUAAAGAAGAACAAUCUCA
Molecule: messenger RNA, 2006 nt
Organism: Thunnus maccoyii (southern bluefin tuna)
Lineage: Eukaryota; Metazoa; Chordata; Actinopteri; Scombriformes; Scombridae
Gene: ccdc137
Product: coiled-coil domain containing 137
Exons: 6
Coding region: 398-1204 (268 amino acids)
Source: RefSeq, a predicted model, not a curated record